Molecule: messenger RNA, 2362 nt
Organism: Cicer arietinum (chickpea)
Lineage: Eukaryota; Viridiplantae; Streptophyta; Magnoliopsida; Fabales; Fabaceae
Product: calcium-dependent protein kinase 28
Biological process (GO): protein phosphorylation
Molecular function (GO): protein kinase activity; ATP binding; calcium ion binding
Source: RefSeq, a predicted model, not a curated record
AUCAUCGCCAAAAAAAAAGUCUCUUUUGACCAUCACCACCUUCUCAUUCUCUUCCUCCUUCUUCCCUUCUUCGUCGUCCCUGCCCCAUCCCUUCCUCUAUUUCCCUCUCUCUUAAUCAUGUACACCUCAACACGCUUUUCUAUCUCUCUCUCUCUCUUCAUUCAAAUGUGAAUGAUAAUUUCUCUCUUAUAUCCAAAUUUUUCCCUUGCUAUUGAUCCACCAUUUCAUUAUUUUAUUUUAUUUUAAUUAAUCCCAAUCAUGGGUAUAUGUUUCUCUUCAACAAAGGUUGUUAGCGGCUCUAACAGUAACGCAACAAACACGGAGAACCGUAAACGGAAUUCAACUGCGACGGAAACUGUUACUGUCGUCACGGGCCAAAAACAUCAGGUACCGAGCUCUGCUCCGCGACGUAGAAGCCCAGAUGAGGCCCAAAAUAAAAAACAGCAGAGUCAGAAUCAUCAUCAGCAACACAGGCCCAAAGAGAAAGUUGGUUCGCGGCAUGUUCCGUGUGGGAAACGAACGGAUUUCGGUUAUGAGAAAGAUUUUGAUAAGAGAUUUUCGCUAGGGAAAUUAUUGGGGCAUGGACAAUUUGGUUAUACCUAUGUUGGAAUUGAUAAAUCUAAUGGAGAUCGUGUUGCUGUUAAGAGACUCGAGAAAGCAAAGAUGGUUCUCCCCAUAGCUGUUGAGGAUGUAAAGAGAGAGGUCAAGAUAUUGAAAGAACUUACAGGCCAUGAAAAUGUGGUUCAAUUCUAUAAUGCUUUUGACGAUGAAUCAUAUGUGUACAUAGUUAUGGAGUUAUGCGAAGGUGGAGAAUUGCUAGACAGGAUAUUGGCCAAGAAGGACAGCCGUUACACUGAAAAAGAUGCUGCAGUGGUUGUAAGGCAGAUGCUGAAGGUUGCAGCUGAGUGUCAUUUACAUGGUUUGGUACAUCGCGACAUGAAGCCAGAGAAUUUUCUUUUCAAAUCAAACAAGGAAGAUUCAGCUUUAAAGGCUACUGAUUUUGGUUUGUCUGAUUUCAUAAAACCUGGUAAGAGGUUUCAAGAUAUUGUUGGAAGUGCAUACUACGUCGCACCAGAAGUGUUAAAGCGGAAGUCAGGUCCUGAAUCAGAUGUAUGGAGUAUUGGUGUGAUUACAUACAUAUUGCUUUGUGGGAAACGACCAUUUUGGGAUAAGACUGAGGAUGGUAUCUUCAAGGAGGUCUUAAGGAACAAGCCUGAUUUCCGGCGGAAACCGUGGCCAACUAUAAGUAAUGCAGCAAAAGAUUUUGUGAAGAAAUUGUUGGUAAAAGAUCCUCGUGCAAGAUUAACUGCUGCUCAGGCUCUAUCACAUCCAUGGGUUAGAGAAGGAGGAGAGGCAUCCGAAAUUCCAAUUGAUAUAUCUGUCCUGAACAACAUGCGACAGUUUGUGAAGUAUAGUCGAUUGAAACAAUUUGCAUUGAGGGCAUUGGCUAGCACACUUAAUGAAGGUGAGUUGUCUGAUCUAAAAGAUCAGUUUGAUGCAAUAGAUGUCGACAAAAAUGGUGCUAUUAGUCUUGAAGAGAUGAGACAGGCUCUUGCUAAAGAUCUCCCUUGGAAGUUGAAAGAAUCCAGAGUAUUAGAGAUAUUGCAAGCGAUAGACAGCAAUACAGAUGGAUUAGUAGAUUUCACUGAGUUUGUAGCAGCUACAUUACACGUGCAUCAAUUGGAGGAACAUGACUCUGACAAGUGGCAGCAACGGUCACAGGCUGCUUUUGAGAAAUUUGACUUAGAUAAAGAUGGCUUUAUUACUCCAGAGGAACUAAGAAUGCAUACUGGUAUGAGAGGCUCCAUUGAUCCUUUGCUCGAGGAAGCUGAUAUUGACAAAGAUGGAAAGAUCAGCUUACCGGAAUUCCGGAGACUUUUAAGAACUGCAAGCAUUAGUUCUCGAAAUGUAACAAGUCCAACUCAGCGUCAGCGAAGGAUCUAGAUUAGACGUGUUUCAGAGGCUGAGAUAAUUCAGAUGUGAGAGUGGUGGAGUUCCCUUUUAAGAUGAUCUCCUGUGCAGAUUGUGUUGAAGCCAUUGAGAUAUAUGUUCUGCACAUUUUUCACUCUCUUUUCAUUCUAUGGAACUCUGAAACUACUGUUAUAUUGACUAUGGCGUCUCACAAAGGAUUGUGUUAAGCUUAUUCUAGAGGACUGUGUCAAGAAGUGUUUCAUAGAGUGUGUAGACCCUGCUUGGAUUGGCUUAAGGUAUCAAAGUUGAGAGUUUCCAUCAGUGUACAUCAUUUUUAUGUGUCAGGGUUUUCUGGAUUUACUUGUGCCAUAACAUGUAAUGUGUAACUAUAAAUAAAUAUCUUCUAUUCUACCCAAAAUGAAAGGAAAAAAAAAAAUAUAUAUUCUGCAAA